AUGGAGAAAGAUUCUUUUACUUUUGUUGAUGUCGAGGACGAGGAUGGACACGGCAAACGGAAGAAGAUUAGAAAACUCAAAGAACAGCUCGACACUCUCAAAAGACUUCACGAGGAUAGACUAAGGCAAGAAGAGUCGACCAACCAAGCGGAUUCCUCCCUUAUCCAAAAAGUGGCUAGCCUUCAGGAACAGGUGAGGGAUCUAAGCUACGCCGUCGUCGAAAUGAAGGCAGACUAUGUGGAGUUCGACACCCAAAGACAAGAAUCAACCAAUCAAGCCGAUCCCUCACUUAUCCAAAGACUAGAAAGGCUUGAAAGUACCGUCAAAAACCUCCACAAAGAAGGGAGUACAGGUGAACCCCGCCCUAACCGCGAAUAUGUCCUGAACGCAUGGUCUCGAGCUCCCCCGGUAUCUUCCCCAGAACAGGACGGGUGGGGCAACUGGAGAGACCGUUCUCAAAUCUCUUCUGAAGACAAACAACCCAUUUACGAAGGCGACAUCCACGCCGAUAUCCGCACUAUCAUUGCUAAAGAACAGACGGACCCGGAAACUGCUGACCGAUGGAAGGCCGCAUUCUUCGAUAGAUAUGGUCUUCAAUGGGGGAUUGAUUGUUGCAAGGGAAAUGAACUUAGCGAUCUUCCUAUCACGAUGACCCGGUUGUUUAAUAUCAGGGCUCAUGUCCUACAUGGCUGGAGUGGGGCUGACCGGUGUGGAAGUGACACACGUAGUGAGAUACUUGGUAUUUGUGAUGAAUGGAUUGAGACCUGGAGGUUUACUUCCGUCUGCAUCCCGGCGAGACAGUAUAGUGAGCUGUGUCGAAUGUAUUAUCGCUGA
Messenger RNA from Penicillium griseofulvum, 834 nucleotides. RefSeq lists its product as uncharacterized. NCBI's taxonomy places the organism in Eukaryota, Fungi, Ascomycota, Eurotiomycetes, Eurotiales, Aspergillaceae. The coding region runs from base 1 to 834 and encodes 277 amino acids. The record is from RefSeq and is a predicted model, not a curated record. The transcript has a single exon.